GCUGUUUGUGUGCAACUGGAGGCUCAGAAGGACUGCGGUGUCCACAGGGUGACUUUGUAUUUGGCUUUUCUUUCUCUCAUAGUGCGCGAAUUUUGGGGGGGACAUCGCUUCGGAAGGACUGUUCAGUCCAAAAUGCAGCACGUAUGUGGAAUACUGGAAAAUCACAGGUGAAGCUGUGUGUGUAAUUUCGGUCACGGAUUGGGUGGUGGAUACAGGAAAAAUGUGGAGAGAUGCAAAGCAGGCGCUGGCUCUGAUGUUGCUCCUCUCUUGGGUCUCACACAGCAUGUCAUUCUCCCCCGCGGGGAGGCCCAGACUGACAACUUGUCGGUCGCCUGAGAAAGAAACUUUUACUUGCUGGUGGAAGCCUGGAUCAACAGGUGGAUUGCCUACCAGCUACCACCUGUAUUACAGAAAAGAGAGCUCUUUGGAAGUCUUUGAGUGUCCGGACUAUCAUAAGGCGGGGAACAAUUCCUGUUAUUUUGAUAAGCGACACACGUCGAUUUGGAUCAUAUACAACAUUACAGUGGUGGCCUCCAAUGCACUGGGAAAAGCCUAUUCAGAAUCUGUAGAAAUUGAUGUUAUGGAUAUCGUGCAGCCUCAUCCUCCAGAGAAUGUGAAUGUGACUUUCACGCAGAACGCGAACAGUCCUUAUUUUCUGGUGCGGUGGAGACCUCCGCGUGACGCAGACACACGUUCAGGCUGGGUAACAAUCAAAUAUGAAGUUCGCUUAAAAAUUGAGAACAGCAGAGACGAGGAGGACUGGGAGUCAUAUAGUGCUGGAAAACAAUUGGAGUUUAGCAUCUACAGUCCACAGCCAGGAGCAAAUUACGCUGUGCAGGUGCGCUGUAAACUAGACCAAGGCCUCUGGAGUGAAUGGAGCCCCUCUGCAUUCAUCCAGAUUCCAGACAAUAUAUCUGACACACAGAAUGCGGUUAUGAUCAUUUCCGUCACCCUAACCGUCAUCAUUUUCAUGCUGACUGCAGGGGUGUUAACAGUCAAGAUGAAACCGGUAAAGCAUUUUUUACUACCACCCGUUCCAGAACCAAAGAUCAGUGGCUUAGACACUCAGCUCCUUAAGAGUGGGAAGUCUGAGGAGAUCUUCAGUGCUCUGAUUACUCCGGGAUAUCCCCAAAUAGCCCAGAGCCCAGACCAUCAAGUGGAGUAUCUUGUGGUCUAUGACUAUGAUGAGGAAAUGGAUUUUAAUGACAAAGCUCAUCUUGAGAACCAAAAGGGAGAAAACUGCCUCACAGAUAAUGCACGAAAGGUCUCUCAAAACAGCAUCCAGAUCACACUGAACAGCAGUCAGGAUCUAAACACAACACUGAGCGAACACGUCCACGCUGGGACCGUCUCCAAUCAGCUAAGUGGGACCAGCAGUGUCCUUGGAGAGCCUCAACAACAACUUCACCUUUAUUGCAAUGGCACGCCAGUAAAAGCUCAGGACCAAAACACUCACAUGAGCUCCGGUAGCCAAUUUGAGCAGGGAACCAUCAACCCUGCUGGACUUACAGGGUACGUUGAGGUUGACAAACAGAAACGAGACCAGAAACCCCCUGUGGAGGAGGACUACAGUAUGGUCAGUGAAGUUAUCAGUGAUAAUAUCCUUGUACUACAAGACAGCAUUCCAGUACAGGUACACAAAGAGGUCAAAUGUGACAAAACGUCAAUAAAAGCUGAGGAAAUGGGAGGUGGUUUCGAACCUCUGGAAUACUUGGAAACCCUAACAACAUUUUCAAGUGGAUCUUGACUGUUUUGUGACUUAAACUUCAGAGGUUAGAGAUUCUUUUGUCUCAUAGUGUCCUGCUCAAACUGUCAAGCACUUUGUUAGUAGAGAUGUGAGAAGGGUUCUUUCAGCUAUGUGGGGUGCAUUUCCUGUAUCACAAAUUCAGAAAUUCCCGACAGUAAACUGCUGCUGCGUUCUAUUUAUGACAUACUCACACAAAUUUCAAAUGAUUUGCAACGGUCGCUUUGUCGCGUCCAGUGUUGACAGACUUUAGCUGUUGCGCGAAAACUGUCGCGUCUAGUGUAGACACGGUGUAAAUUUAUGGUUCAACCACUGGUGUCACAUGGACUAUUCCUUACUAGCUUUCUGGGCCUUGAACAUGUCAGUUGUGUUUCUGUCUAUGCAGGGUCAGAAAGCUUUUGGAUUUCAUCAGGAAUAUCUUAAUUUGUGUUCUGAAGAUGAAAAAAGGUCUUUGCUUUAUUUGCAGGUUCCCCUCAGGACUAGAGUGCAUUCACACUCUUCAAAACCUGUGUUUUUAUUCUCUUGACAAACUAAAAGACAGAAUUAAAUUUGUAUAUAUAGUGCCUUGUGAAAGUAUUCAUACCCCUUCGUUUUUUUUUUGUUUUUUUUUUCACGCUUUAUGUUGCAGCCUUAUGUUAAACUGCUUUAAAAACACUUUUUUUUUUUUUCCACAUCAAUGUAUACUCCAUACAUCAAUGACAAAGCAAAAAAAUGAUUUGUGACAACUUUUCAAAUUGAUUAAAAGUAAAACACAGACACUGCAUAAGUAUUCAUACCCUUCACUCAUUACUUGGUUGAAGCCUUAAGUCUUUUUGGGUAUGAUGUGACAAGCUUUGCACAUCUUGGUAAAUAUCUGCCAUUCUUCUCCUCACCUCUUCACCUCUCAAACUCUGUCAGCUUGCAUGGGGGCUUGCAGGCAUUUUCAGGUUUUUCCAGAAAUAUUUAAAUGUGUUUAAGCUAAGGCUCUGGCUGGGCCACUCAAGGACAUUCACAGAUAAGCCACUCUUGCUGUGUGUUUAGGGUCAUUGUCCUGUUGGAAGGUGAAUCUUCUGCCCAGUCUGUGGUUCUGAUUCUGACUCCAGACUGGGUUUUCAUUAAGGCUAUUUCAAGUAGGAGUCCCUCAGUCCCCACCGCUGAAAAUCAGCCCCACAGCAUGAGGCCGCUACCACCACACUUUAUGUUUGGGAUGGUAUUCUGCAGGUGAUGAGCAGUGCUUGGUUUCCUUCAAACAUGAUGCUUGGAAUUGAGGUUCAUCAGACCAGAGAAUGUCAUCCUUCACAGUCUGAGGGCCCUUUAGGUACUUUUUUGCAAAUUCCAAGUAGGUUUUCACUGAGAAGAGAAUUGAGCUUGGCCACACCACCAUAAAGACCGGAUUGGUGGAGUGUUGCAGUGAUGUUUGUCCUUAUGUAAGUUUUUUUUCCAUCUGCAUACAUGAUCCUGGAGCUCAACUAGAAUGACCAUCAGCUUCUUGAUCACCAGUAUAACCAAAACCCUUCUUCAUCAAUUGCUCAGUUUGGCUCUAGAAAGACUCCUAGUUGUUCCAAGCUUCUUUCAUUAUGGAUAAUGGAGGCUACAUGCUUCUGUGAACCUUCAAUGCAACCCUUUUUUUUUUUUCUGAACACUUGAUGCGAGCCUGUUUCUGAGCUCUACAGGCAGUUCUUUUGACCUCAGGGCUGGUUUUUGCUCUGAUAUGCAUUUUCAGCUGCUUUCUGACCUUUUCUGAGAGGUGUGUGCCUUUUCAAACCAUACUCAUUCAAAUGAAUUUGCCACAGUUUAACUCCACUUGAAGUGUACUAACAUCUACAAGCGAUAUAUAAGCUUCUGAGCUAAAUUUCAAGUGUCCCAGAAAAGGGUAUGAAUACUUAUGCAAUGGAAUCAUUUCAGUUUUUUAUUUCUAAUAAAUUUGCAAACUUGUUGCAAACCUGUUUUGUGCUUUGUCAUUAUGGUGUAUGGAGUGUAGAUUAAUGUGGAAAAAAGUAAUUUAAAGCAGUUUUUACAUAAGGCUGCAACAUAAAAAUAAAUGGAGUAUGAAUACUUUUGCAAGGCACUGUAUACUAACAAGAAACUAUGGUUGUAACUACAGGUCGAGAGCUGUAGUUCCAACCACACAACUUGCUUCUUUUAAAAAUAUUUUUUCAAAAAUAGCGAUACUAUUUUUGAAUGUUCGUUGGAACUAUGGUUUUGGGAAACGGCAAAUUGUUGAACUAUGUUCGUAGCAGUGGAACCUGCAAUCAUAGUUGGCUAACAAUCCUUUUAGGAAACGCACCCCUGUUAUACUGUAUCUGUCAAUCUGCACAACUACAGAACAGUUUCUGUGGGUACUUCAGCCUAAACAACAGGAAGCUGCAGCAAUGGGUCGAAAAUUAGAUUAAAAGGAUCAUUCCAAACCAUUACACAUCGACCAACAUCUGUUAAAAAAUAUCCCACUAAAGAUCAUUAUAUUAAUUGUUAAACCUUUCAAAAUGUUUCUUCAACCUACUACCUCACAGGAGACAUACACAAAACAUCCCACUGGAGUUUCUGCCACUUUCUCUAGAGACCUGGCACUUUUUUCAAUGCUUGCUGCUCUUAAUCUUUUUAAGUGUAUUAAGAACUUUUAUAGUUUAAACUACAGAAAAGCUCCUUUUGUAUAUUUAUUCACAAUGAUGCUAUGAAUAUAAAAAGAGAUUUGAGAUUUCUUUGGUGAACACAACAAAUGAUUUUACCGUGUAUUUAUUGAACUACACCUACUAAUUAUAUGUCGCUCACAAUCCAUUUUAUUUAUAUUUGAUUUAAUCUUGAUUUAAACACUGAUUCAGUUUUAGAGUAGCUAUCUAUAUUUACUUAUUUUUGUAUAAACACACAGUAUCACUGGAAACAUCUUUCUGAUUUAUAACUCUCUGAACCCGAGCACACUUUAAGACAAUUACUUUGAAAAACUCUGGCACAAAAGGGUUGUCAAAGCCUAACUCCUGUCAAAACUUAACCAAAUGCAAGGGCACUGAGCCCAAAACAGUCUGGAAGGUCUUUGAUGGGUUUUUUUUUUUUUA
This is a messenger RNA of Labeo rohita (rohu), 4773 nucleotides long. RefSeq names its product prolactin receptor b (gene prlrb). The transcript is spliced from 9 exons. Lineage: Eukaryota; Metazoa; Chordata; Actinopteri; Cypriniformes; Cyprinidae. Gene Ontology annotation, biological process: cytokine-mediated signaling pathway. The record is from RefSeq and is a predicted model, not a curated record. Gene Ontology annotation, molecular function: cytokine receptor activity; protein binding. Bases 221 to 1747 code for a protein of 508 amino acids. Gene Ontology annotation, cellular component: external side of plasma membrane.